GCCAAGCCAAGAGGCGGUAAAGAAGCACCGACGCCGUCACACAACAUGAUCGAUGUUGACGAAAUCCGAGUCCACCGGCAGCACCACCUACUGUCUAAGGCUGCUUCCACCUUCCUAUGGUAUGCAUAGUGCUUUACAGGGCUGCAUGCGAUGCAAAAAUCUCUUCCCGUCCAGCUGCCAUAUCCAGCAGAGAAUCCGGGAUACGAAGCAUCGAAUACUGUGGAGGUACAUCUUUGUCUCCUGUCCAGCUGCUCAUUACUACUUGCAUGUAAAUCUAGGCUGACGGAGAGGCAAAUGUCCCGAGCGGUCGUGAUCCCCGCCAGCAAUAUUCUACUUCGCACGGUGUACAUUACGACACUGGGUACCAACGGGGCAGACUGCACCAGAAAACCUGAACGCUUGCUUCCAGAACGUGCUCGAUGGGCGAUCCCCCCUAUGGCCAGUUUAUGCUGUGGUGAGAAGCGGGAAAAUCGUGGUGAACUGUGCCUGCAAUCGAUGUUCUGCUUGUUUGUCAACAGUCGACCAGUUGACCACUUGACAAGCAUCAAUGCGCAGGGGUGCUCCCCGUAUGAAAGUCGCUUAAAGGUAACCUGAAUAUGAGGCCCUCAUAGCAAGUGGAAGCUCUGUGCCGCAUGAAAGAGUUGCGUAUGUUGGUGAGAGCGAAGACGGCAGAAGGGCACGAAGAGGAGUCACAAUGACUUCGGUUCAAAGGUUUUACACAGCCAUCAGUUGGAUAGCGACAUUGACGAGGGGCCGGCAAUAGGUACGAAAGACAAAAGAAGGCUACGUACAGGGAGAAACUGUCAAGUCCAACUGGAAAACCUCGAAUAGCCGCUUUUCUGGAGAAGGAGAAGGGAUGCCCCACUGAGGUGAGAUACGUACCCCGUACCUUGACUGCAAAUAGAAACGAGGAAAGCCCCGGUUUCCCGUUCAGGUACCGAUCCUGUGACCCAAUCAGCACAGGCCAGAAACAUCCCGAUCAGGCUUAGGUAGGUAGUCCGGCACGGCAAAUUCGUUGGUGACAGA
This is a messenger RNA of Neurospora hispaniola, 1026 nucleotides long. RefSeq lists its product as uncharacterized. The transcript has a single exon. The record is from RefSeq and is a predicted model, not a curated record. NCBI's taxonomy places the organism in Eukaryota, Fungi, Ascomycota, Sordariomycetes, Sordariales, Sordariaceae. The annotation marks the transcript as partial.